UUCACUUGACUGCAGCUUGACUCGCGAUCCUCGGUGACACAUCUCCUCCUCUCCUCCUCGUCCACCGCCUCCUCCUCCUCCUCCGCCGCUCCGCUUCGCCAUUGUGUGUGGAGCUCCGUGAGUGUUGAGGUCGAGGCAGCCGCCGGGGGAAACGAUGGCGGAGUAGAAACAAACAAACAAACGGACUAACGGCUUGUUUCUCCUCCAUCUUCUUCUUCUCCUUCCUCCUCCUGACCGUCUACCGCUCCCGCUCCUGGCCUCACCGACGACACCCAUGCAGCAGAGGAGACCCUGGAUGGGACUAGCUACAUGUGAUUUAUGUUGGGUAACGGGGUGAAGCGAAAACUGGACGAGGAUGAGGAUGUUUUGGAGGAAGACCGGCGUCCUCUGGCAGCUGGCGGCAUGUCGCAGGCGUCCUACACUCUGCAGCGCCAGACCGUCCUCAACAUGUCCCUCAUGAAGCUGUACGGCCCUCGGAUGGGAACCGACCUCGGCCUGCAGCGCCGAGUCCUCAUCAACAACAUCAUCCGCCGCAUCCACGGCGACUUUAGGCAGGAAGGAGGCAUCGGCGCUCUCUUCUUCUCUGCUGCGCCGCCUGUCGCCGCUGCCGCCGCCGCCCACGAAGACGAAAGCUACCGACAGGCUCCGCCUCCUCCCUCCUCCUUCAGCAUCCUCUCGUCACCGCUGUCGGGACUGACGCCACUGGACUCCUGCCUGACUCCCGCCUCGCUGCUGGAAGAGGACCUGCCCAUGUUCUUCACCCUGCCGCCCUCCUCCUCCAACCAACACCAGCACCUGCUCCCCUCCCCGAGGCCACCGCCUCCGCCCUCGCCAUCACCCAAAGACAGCUUCUCCUCGGCCCUGGAGGAGAUCGAGGAGCUCUGUCCUUCUUCUUCCACUUCCUCCUCCUCCGGCCCGGAGUCGCCGCCUCCUGCUCGUGUUCUGUUUGAUGUUGUCAUGAAGGAGGAGGAGCGUGGCGUUCAGGAGGUGGAGAGCAGGUUGGACAAACCCCCUCCACCUCCUCUUCCUCCUCCUCCCUCUCCGUCCUCCCCGGGCUCCUUCCUCACUGACUUCGCCCUGGACGACGUCCUCUUCACAGACAUUGACACGUCUAUGUACGACCUCGGCCCCUGUCCGCCUCCAUCGGGAGUGCCGCCAUCCAAGAUGGCCCCCGUCGUGACGGCGGACGACCUCGUCCGGUCGAUGUCCGGGUACGGAGUGGCCGGCGCCCAGAACCAGCCUUUUAAAAUAGACCUGGCUGAGCUGGAUCACAUCAUGGAGGUGCUGGUGGGCAGCUGAGAGGACGACCAGACUUUUUAUAACUUUUUGUUAAUUUUGUACAGUUUUAAAGUUACAACGUGCUUCACGCGGGUUCGAUCCCGGAGGAUGAAGCUGCUGCACUUCCAGUUUUAAGAAACCAUUUGGACUCAACGAUCAGCUCUGCAAAGAGCUUUCUAUUCGUCAGUGGUGCCAUUUGACAUGUGACCAGGCCUUUCACGUGUGAGGGACAUGCGACCCAUCAGAUCCCAUUUGGUCACAUUUUAGCUUACAAAGAAUUCCGAAUGUUUAUAAAGUACAGCAGCUUUCAUCACUGAGGUAAAGUGUCGGAGUGAAGAGGACCCGCCGUGUGAAUCGUUUCCUCAUGGAGGUUCCAGUGACCUCCAGGUUCAGUAACACCAGCGUGAAGUCACGUUUUUCUACCGCUGUCCGAGAAAUUGUAAAGAACAAAGAUCUCCAGAGACUUUUCUACCGUCGGUGCAUGUUUCUACAAACGAGAUGAUGAGAAAUCUCAAUAGCAUUUAUUACAAAACAAAACAAUCCAGUGCCUUUUCUAAAAACCUCGAUCACGCAGUCACGUCUUGCUGUUGCUCGUCACGUAGCAAUACCAACUCUAAAGGAAGUUUUAUUCCAAGAUGCAGUUUAAAUACCUAAAAGUCAUCGUUUAAAAUCCAGAGCAACAAAGAAUGUGAACGUACUUUAAAACAGUUAUUUGUUGUUUUAAGUUUUUCUGUAUUCUUUCUUAUUAUCAACCAAUCACACACAAGGAAAUUGGAAAUAUUUGUCAGUGGGAUCAAUUAGUUUUUAAUUUAAUUUAAUUGUUUAAUUGGAUUUGAUAAUAAGAAAAAUAUAUAGAAUGACCAGAUUUUUUAUUUCUUGUUUCAAACUAAAUUUGGCUUUUUGUUUUUCAAACAUCGUUAGCUAAAGAUAUCCGUCACACUUCCUACCCACACGUCGACUUUGUGUUGUUGUUGUUGUUGUUUUACAAUGUGUCACAGUUAGAAACUACUUUAGUCGCACAAAGAGGAGAACAUCUCAUCGGUUGAGUUGAAACUGGAGCUGAAUGUGAAAAUAAUAAUAAUAAUAAUAAUAAUAAUAAUAAUAAUAAUAAUAAUAAUAAUAAUAAUAAUAAUAAUAAUAAAGAACUCAAGUGAGAAUGAAAAGCAAAAUAAAUAUUAAUAUUAUUUUAUUUGACAGAAAAGAACAUUAUUUUUCUACGUUUUUUUAACGUAAUUUUGCGACUUUAAUCUCAGAGAAUUUCUCUUUCUCUUCUUUAUGAUUUUAUAAUCUCACAGAAUAUAAAGUGUCUGUUUGACAUGUGGUUUGUUGGCACUCUUUUAACUCAACCAAUGAAAUGAUUUCUUAUUGAAAUAAUGGUUUUAAGAGUUUAACUACGACCUGGAGUAAAACAAAACUCAUCCGGAACAAUAAAGAAAGUAUUUAUGAUGUGACAAGUGACAUUGCAAUAACGGAGCUUUUUACUGAACAGUGGUGACGAUACAAACGUACGCAGACGUUCCCUUUAGCAGAAACAACUCAUAACACAACAGUGAAUUAUUUAUUAUCUCUCAGCUCUGUGUGUAUUUAUUGUAACUCUGGACACUAAUAUUUGGUUUGUACAGAACAUAAAUAUGUAUUCUUGUUAAAGGAUGAAUCCACCAGAUCUGACUGAGGUCACUUUUGGUGGAAGUCUCUUCUAUGAAAUAUUAUAGUCAUUUAAUAAAUGAUUGGAGGUUUUUUAAUACUAUGUAAUAUAUUUUAGGAUUUCAGCAAUGCAAACGCCCUCAAUUCAACCUAUGCCACAGCGUGUGUGUGUGUGUGUGUGUGUGUGUGUGUGUGUGUGUGUGUGCAUGUGUGUGCAUGUGUGUGUGUGAGAAAGUUAAAUAUAGAUAAACACUGGGCCAGUUUAAAAAAAACUUUAAAUCUAAUCUAAUCCUUCCUUUCCAUAUAAUCUGUAUCUGGAUCAUUAGUUUAUUUAAGGUGUUAGUCAUGUUAUAUGGAUCAGAAUAAUAAAUCAUGGCCUAUAUAAACAUUUAAUCUACAUCCUUUAACCCUUGUGCCUCACUCGCCACAUGUUUCUCUUUUUAAUGUUUAGAUCAUUUUGGCUGUUUUAAAAUGGCACAAAGUCGAACCUCAGCUCUUAUCGUAAGUCUAGAAUAAACCGUAUAGUUAACAUACAUACAUAUAUUAUAUCUUUCAAUCCGAAGCUUUGGCUUCACAAUUGUAAUCUUUACUAUUUAAUUAUAGAUUUUUAAUGUGAGGCACGAAGGUUGAAAGUAAACUGUCGCCACCUGCUGGACAGAUGAUGUAACAGCAGUACGCACUGAGUCCCAGUUACAUGAUGAUUGUUUGGGUCUUUAUAUGUUUUUAUAUUUAUGUAUCUUUAUAGUCCACAGUUUUUAGAGUUGGUACAAGCCAUCAUACUUAUCAUAACAUGUUUUAUACUAUACUAUAAUUUACAAUGACAACUCAUUUAACUUCACAAACAUCUUUAAUCACUUAAUUUAUCUACAUCUCCAAGCUGCUGACUCAACCUGCUGUGAAUCAGUAUGUAGUCCCAGUGCCAUGUUUAUAUAGUGUAUACAUUAAUAAAAUACAAGCAUUACACACUGCUGUUCAUGUAGAAUAAGAUAAAUGGUGCUCUGCGUUUUUAAAUAUCUGAUAUCUGUGCCCCUUAGUUCUGAAUAAAAUAAACUAAAGAUUGGACUAGCCAAACCUAAAUCCCUAUUGUUCUUAGAUUUUAUCCAAUUAUUAUUUUUAAAACUGGCUCCAGGCUGUUUAUCCAGACUCCACUUUGCUGUUUUGUUUGUUUCCAUCCAGAGAAUGAAAGUUAUUUUUCUCAUUAAACCAAAUGUUGUU
Cottoperca gobio is the source of this 4137-nucleotide messenger RNA. RefSeq names its product SERTA domain-containing protein 2-like. Bases 319 to 1299 code for a protein of 326 amino acids. The record is from RefSeq and is a predicted model, not a curated record. Gene Ontology annotation, molecular function: transcription regulator activity. Gene Ontology annotation, cellular component: nucleus. The transcript is spliced from 2 exons. NCBI's taxonomy places the organism in Eukaryota, Metazoa, Chordata, Actinopteri, Perciformes, Bovichtidae.